AUGGCAGAAAUAAAUGAAUCAGAAGAAGAUAGGCUAGAAGAAAGUUUGCUAGAAGAAAGUAGAUUAGAAGAAAGCGAGAUAAGAGAAAGUGGACCAGAAAAUGAACUUCAAGAUGAGGCUUCUGAAGAAGAAGAUGUUGUUAUACUAAUUAAUGAUUUGCCAAUUGAAAAUAUACCAGAAGCCCAAGAAUUAAUAAAUAAUAUUGAGGAAUAUGCUAAUCUAAUUAACCAGCCAGUUGAAACUGAGGAUAUAUUAACGGAUGAAGGUAUCGUCAAAAUGGUGAAUUACGAAUUCUGUGAUGAUGAUAAAACUGAUGAUAAAGAAAAAGAAUUACCACCACCACCCCAAUAA
Messenger RNA from Dentiscutata erythropus, 351 nucleotides. The record is from the annotation of a GenBank genome assembly. Lineage: Eukaryota; Fungi; Glomeromycota; Glomeromycetes; Diversisporales; Gigasporaceae.